GAUCCAGCUCAAAGCUAAAGACCCACCUCCAGCAACUCCAGCUCAGGAUGCACAGCGCCGUGUGGGUCAUGGAAACGCAUCCAGUGUGUAGGAUUUGGAUCACAUGCUAGUGAAAGGGGCUUGAGUGAGCUGUGCCACCACGCCAGUGAUCCGAUGGAUAGAUUUGCAACCUAGUGAAUAGGCUCACGGUCUAGAAUCAGGUGGAUUUUGUCCUUCAGGGAGAGAAGGGGCGCUUGUGGAACAGUGUCGAUUCUCCGGAUUCAUCGACUAGGAAGGAUGAAGGAGAGGCAGGCGCCACUGGUGGUAUUUAUACACUGCGGCGGCUUUCUGUGAGACUCGGGGUCAACUUUACGUGAGGAAUUUGGGCUCUUGCUUCUCGCAGACAGUCAGACCUACCUCGUUUGCUAAUCUCGUUAGACCGGAUGAUCGAUCGAUCGGAAGGACCGACUGGAAUCGUCACAGUGGGGCCCUGGUUCGCGAUCGUGCUGCCUCCAGUCCACCUGUGGCGGCGCUAUGUGGCAUCAACGAACUACUUUCUUAUUGAUUGUGCGAUCAACUGAUGUCCACUUGUAUGCAAGUUACGUUGGCCCGCGAGCUUUGGAUUCAGUCCCUGCUUGCUCCCUACUGGUCACAUAUUCAAUUUCCCUUUUGUUGCGUUCGAAGUGGGUGUAGGAGUUUAUUUGCGGUGGGUGGAGGUUGCGGAGGACUGUGGGAAGCGAGCUUGUCGUCGUGAGGUUUAGUACUUUAGAGCAUCCCUGCGGUGCUGCAGAAGCGGGGCACAGUUUGUUAGUUUUCAGCUCGUGACGCGUAUACUGGAGCCCUCUUCUAGGCCUGCCUUUGAGCUUCUUCAGUGAGCGGGCUUCCCCUUCACCGCAACGGGACUGUUCAGUAUGAUUGUUGUUGCUCGGCGUCGGUCCCACAGCGGAGGGUGCACUCGCGUGCUCCCGCCUCCAGUUCCGUGUUUAAAUUGCCAGUUGCCGUAUAACACAAAUAGCGUGUGAGUGGGUUCAUUCUUCUGGUGGCCGCUUGCAAUCGUGGAUUGAAUCAACACUGGCUUCACUGCAAGCUGAGCCUGAAUUAUCAGUCUCAAAGAAUCCACCUCGAAGUUGAUUGCUCGGAUCAAUAAGUGUGCGGGGAGAGUUUCCUAAGAGCACCAUGUGUGUCGCCAACACAAUCUUGCAGGUGCACCCAGCGUCGAAUUCAGGCGAUGAGUCGAAUCUCGACAUGCAGGAGUGUUCGCUCCAGUCGUGGCCUGCUCCACAGCAGGUUGUGGAGGAAUUGAAAGAGUCGAUGAGAAUUGCCGGCCCGCUCGCAGUGGCAAAUGGGAUCGCUUACGCAAGGUUAAUGGUAUCUGUGCUCUGUCUGGGUCGAUUGGGCGGGUUGGAGCUCGCGGGCGGCGCGCUGUCAAUCGGCUUCACCAACAUCACGGGUUACUCUGUUCUCUAUGGACUCGCGUCUGGAAUGGACCCGAUUUGCAGUCAAGCGGUGGGCUCGAAGAACUGGCACGUUGUGGGGCUAACCCUCCAGCGCACGGUGCUCAUCCUGCUCGCAGCCUGUCUCCCUAUUGGUAUGUUGUGGACGAACCUGGGGCCUAUCAUGCUCUUCCUCGGCCAAGACCCCGCCAUCACUGCGGUCGCCAGCGUCUACUGCUGGUACUCGCUACCGGACCUCGUGGCGAAUUGCUUGCUGCAGCCGCUGCGGAAUUACUACCGGUGCCAGGGAUUUCAGUCUCCGAUGAUGUACUGCGCCGCGCUCGGAGUGGUGCUCCACAUCCCCCUCAGCAUUGUCUUCACGUUCGUCUUCCGUCUUGGCGUGCCGGGAGUGGCGAUUGCAGCUUCCAUGACGAAUAUCAAUGUGGUCAUCCUCAUGCUCCUUUACGUGAAAUUUUCGGGAGCGUUUAAGAAGACCUGGGGAGGGGUCUCGCCCGCUUGUGUGCGCGAGUGGUGGCCUGUUCUGUCCCUCGCCCUACCGAGCUGCCUGCAGAUUUGCUUAGAAUGGUGGUGGUACGAGAUCAUGACCAUCUUAGCUGGGUAUCUUCCGAAUCCACAAGUGGCAGUUGCAGCGACUGCGAUACUGAUUCAAACUACCGCACUCAUGUACACCAUUCCCAUGUCAUUAGGGUCGGCGGUCUCUACCCGAGUGGGCAACGAGCUCGGGGCCAACCGACCAGAGAGAGCAAGAAAUGCGAGCCUUGUUUCCCUGGGAGUUGCGUUUCUUGUUGCGAUAGUGAGUGUGAUUUGGACAACGGUUUUCCGAAAGCAAUGGGGCACUCUCUACACCGUCGACGCAAGUGUGCUCGCCCUGACCGCCGCUGCCUUGCCCUUAAUCGGUCUCUGUGAGCUCGGAAAUUGCCCGCAAACGGCAGGGUGCGGGAUUCUCCGCGGCAGCGCUCGCCCGACCAUCACCGCCUCAAUCAUGUUCGGUUCGUUCUACCUAGUUGGCACGCCUGUGGCUGUGAUUUCUGCUUUUUGGCUAAGGAUCGGAUUCCAGGGGCUUUGGUAUGGCCUUCUCGCAGCACAGAUCUGUUGCGCAUGUGCCAUAUUGUUCAUCACCCUGCGCAUCAACUGGAUUGAGGAAUGCGCCAGAGCGAACAAGCUCACACGCUCAGAAGUUGAUUCUGCGAGUGAGAUGAGCAAACUCGUGAACCACAAGAUUGGCCCAAUCCUCGGCGCCGACAGCGACGAACUCUCAGCAUUCAAGUUGGAGCUCAGCUCUAUUGUUUCCAUUGCCGAAGAGCAGGCCGGGCUGCUGGUCGACGGGAAUCCAAAUGACAAAUUCUACCCACUGCAAAUCACGUGAGCUUCACCUUUUGCAGCUACUCAGAGUCGUCAAUGUGUAUAGGAGCCUUUAGCCGUCGAAUUUCGAAUGCUUCAGCAAGUGGUGCUGGUGAUCAAUUACUGUUGUGGUUCACCCGGCCCAACAAUCUGUACAAUAUUUGCUUCCCCACAGCAAUAGUCUUGAAGUUUCCUUCUUUUUAAGGAAGCCUCCUAGUAGAGUGGAGAUUAGGUAAUGAGGGCCGGUGGCACAUUGCCGCAAGUUAAGAAGCUUUUGGUUGCUCUCCAACGAUUUCAAAUGUAGACCUUGAUGCAGUUUUUUUUAAUUUAUUUUUAUUUUUUAUUUUCUCCUUGUGGAAUAAAGAUAUCAACUUUGUUGCAACUGA
Molecule: messenger RNA, 3160 nt
Organism: Physcomitrium patens
Lineage: Eukaryota; Viridiplantae; Streptophyta; Bryopsida; Funariales; Funariaceae
Product: protein DETOXIFICATION 54
Biological process (GO): xenobiotic detoxification by transmembrane export across the plasma membrane
Cellular component (GO): membrane
Molecular function (GO): xenobiotic transmembrane transporter activity; antiporter activity
Source: RefSeq, a predicted model, not a curated record